Molecule: messenger RNA, 783 nt
Organism: Sclerotinia borealis F-4128
Lineage: Eukaryota; Fungi; Ascomycota; Leotiomycetes; Helotiales; Sclerotiniaceae
Source: the annotation of a GenBank genome assembly
AUGAAUCACCUUCCACAAGCUUGGGGUCGUCCUAGAGAUGAUGUUUAUGGCGCCUAUGAUGCUUCAUAUCUUCAACAAAACGGACCAAAUCAGCACACUCAACAACCCAUCGUUACUGGUACAUCUGUUGUGGCAUUAAAAUUCAAAGAUGGUGUUGUAAUUGCAGCAGAUAACUUGGCAUCAUAUGGUUCUCUCGCACGAUUCACAGACGUGAAACGUCUUCGAAAAUUCGCAGACACAUCCGUUGUUGGGUUCGGUGGCGACGUAUCAGACAUGCAAUACUUAGACCGACUUCUUCAAUCUCUUGAUACCGAAGAAGCAUAUGGCGCAUCAGGUCACACUCUCAAUGCUCAUAACCUCCACAAAUACCUCUCCAAAGUUCUUUACAAGCGUCGAUCUGAUUUCAACCCUCUUUGGAACACUUUACUGGUCGCGGGAAUGGAUGAACAUGAUAAGCCUUUCUUGGCAAGCGCUGAUUUACUGGGUACAACGUUCUCAUCACCAAGUUUGGCAACUGGAUUCGGUGCGCACUUGGCCCAGCCAUUGUUAAGAAAGGUUGCGCCAGAUGAGGAGGCUGCUGCUUUGUUGACCAAGGAGGUGGCUUUAGAGGCAAUUAAGGAGAGUAUGAAGGUUUUGUUCUACAGAGAUGCGAGGAGUUUGGACAAGUAUUCGAUUGCGGUCAUCACGAAGGAAGGUAUCGAAUUGAAGGAAAAUGAACAAUUGGAGAAGCAGAGUUGGGCUUUUGCUGAACAAAUUCGGGGUUAUGGAACUCAGGUCAACUAA